UCUUAGCCGGGGCAACUAUUGCGCCCGAAAUUGCCGAAGCGAACGCAACCCCUGUGCCAACCAUUCGACGUACACACGCUUCCAAAACGGAUCCGGAUCCGUAAUCCUUUCUUUCAAUAUCGCGAUACACCGGUUCCACCCCCGUCUUUGCAUUGUCAUACCUUUAUUAUAUAGAUAGUAAUCGGUGCGACGAAGUGUGUUAGUUUGUGAGUCUUGAGAUGAUAAGUAUGACUUGUGUGCUCUGAGGAGAAAAAUCGAGGAGACAAGGAAGAUGCCACGAGCGUUCCUGAUCACGCAUCGCAGGUACAACGGUGCUGAAGAAGAAAUCGCAGGAUCUGAAAGAGAUUUCAGUCCUGAGAGAAGUGUUAGACUGGCCGACUACAGCGGCGGUCAACCAACUUCUGAUGGCGCCAGCGAGUGCGGCAGCGAGACGUCGUCCGAGUGUCCCGAGGAGUUGUACAAUCUGACGAAGCUGGCGGAAGUGAGUCUGGCAGCAGCGGCGGGCACUUUAAUCCAUCACGGCAAUGUCAUUUAUCAGCGACCAGCGUCGCCAAAGUUCGCGCAGUAUCCUGCGGAGGCAAGUAGGACGUUUGGCUCUCGAUCCACCAUCCAGGUGACGGAAAAUCAGGGGGAGUCCCAAGUCCUGGACGAACGAACGAGACUCUUCUUCGAACGAAUCGAAACCGAGAGGGAGAUUCUGAAGACUCGUCCCGAGGAGAACACUACCUCGGGAAUUCGUCUUUCGCCACGGCAUCCCUCCUCGCAGGAGGAAUCAUGUCGUUCGAAAGUGACGGUCGUUCCCGAUGUCGGCGUCGAUCCGGCAUCGGUUCCUUCGACGACGUCGAUCCAAGGUCGCAGGACGACCGCAGCCGAGCUCAAAUCGGAGGACAACGAGGAUCACGAAUGUCCCGACUGCGGCAAGAAGUACUCGACCUCCUCGAAUCUGGCCAGACACCGACAGACGCACAGGUCAUUGGGAGAUAAAAAGGCCAGGAGGUGCCCGCACUGUGACAAGGUUUACGUCAGCAUGCCGGCAUUCAGCAUGCACGUGAGGACCCACAAUCAGGGCUGCAAGUGCCACUAUUGUGGCAAGUGCUUCUCCAGACCGUGGUUGCUGCAGGGACACAUACGUACACACACAGGUGAAAAACCUUUCAAGUGCACCAUUUGCAACAAAGCCUUUGCCGACAAAUCGAACCUACGAGCUCAUAUACAAACGCACUCGAAUACCAAACCCCACGUGUGCGGUCGUUGUGGCAAGGCUUUCGCUCUGAAAUCGUAUCUCUACAAGCACGAAGAAUCGUCUUGCAUGCGUGCCCAUCAUCGAUCGUCUACGGAUAAAACCGAUCAGAUUGAGCAACAAACGACAUCGCCAUCGGUGAAACCGAGUGCUCCAUUAUCGUCGUCCUUGAACAAAUCGUUACAAUCGACGUCGUGCGUCACGGCAUCGCCCACUAGCGUCAUAGUUCCUCGAUUGGGACUCGAGCGUGAUCAGAAAGGCUCGUCGUCUGCGUUUUCCGCGAUCAUAAGACACACCAGAACAUCGGACGCACCCGCAGCGACGCCAUCGAAACGACCCUGCAGAGAGAAGACACCCUGUCCGAACGAUUUGGAGAGGCAGAGUGACCCCCCCGAGUCGGUGACUAAAGAUCCGGAUUACGUGUCAAGAAUGGUCAUCAGAACGUCGGUGAUAUCACCCAAUCCGGAGCACUUGCAUCUCCGUUUCGAAAAUGACGUUAAAAGUUCCUCGACUACGUUCGAUUAUUCCGAUCCGACAAGAUCCUCGGCCUUUUCGAGACCUGCCACAAUGACUUUGAAUCUAGCCAUCGCGUAAAUUUUGAUUAACUUAACCCAAAUCAGACCAAUAAAUCAAAGAGAAUUCAGAUUUUACUUUGUGCUUACGUUUGCACGAAACAAUUUUAUAAUAAGGAAUUUUCUCGAGAUACAGAAUUCAAUCGGAGAUUUUAAUUAGACGAAGAUUCCAAGAUAUUCUACUUGAAAUAUUCUGAGUUUUUAUAAAAAAAUGAAAACAAAAAUUUAGAAAUUCUUUUAAUCAAUUAAAACAAUAAUUAAAACUGAUUUACGAGACUGUGGUAUUAAAUAACUUAAUUGAAAUUGAAAAAUUGAAGAAGAAGAUAUGGAUUGUUGGGACGAUUGUACAGUUAAAACAAUCGACAUUUCUUUUAGUUAUCAAUUUUUUUUCAUUAAAAAUCUGCUUCAAAUUGAGUCAAUUUUUUUAACAGUAUAUACAAUUACUGGAAACAGUUUGAGAGUUGACGGACGUUCUAUAUAAUUUUGAUGGCGCUUUCUCAGAUGUUAUAAGAUUCUAUAACUAUCGAUAUUUUCUUUUAUCGAACUCAGAUCAUUUCUAACGUUAAACGACAUUGCGAAUUAACAAAGAAUCAUCGACAGUGUUUUUUUGCGUAUGACAGAUAAUAUUAUUCCAAGCACCUUCCGAAUUAGGGACCAUCUAGCGAGUUAGUCGUAAUAAUGUUAAAUUUGUAAGCCCGUUUAAUUUAGCGCGAAUGUAUCGAUGUAAAGUCGUGCCUUACAUAAGUAUAUCGGAUCGUGUCCUAGCAGCACGACGCAGCGACAGACAGCUCCGACAGAAUUAGCGUGUACGCGGAUGAACGUGUGGGGAAAGAAAUUUUCGAGAGCGUCUGCUUAAACGCCAAACUCGUGACCUUAUCUAUUUAAAGGCGUGGCGUCGCUAUCGCGCGGCGUUAAGCGAUUGAGAUUGAUCAUCGACACGGACUGAAUUGCAGCGCCGUCGUCUUAUUAUUAUUUUAGGAUUAAAUGACAUGAACGCGAGAUUCCCCCCAAGGCUCUUCGAGGCAGCUACCGAACUUUGUAAGAUGUAGAAUACGAAUAUGAACAACAGGUGUGGCGAAUCCUAAGAAAGAGAAAGGAAGAUAUCUUCGUUCUAUACAUAACCGAGAGAUGAGUUUCUACGACUUUUUGCGACCAACGAUAGAAAGCGACGCAACCGUUUGGGCGCGGUUUGUCUUUGCCUAGAGAAGAAAGAAUUUUCUUACGGGAAAAAAAAAAAAAAAAAGAAAGAAAGAAAACGCGUCGGUUCUCGAAAAGCGAGAAAGCGUGUAUCUGUGAUUCGGAAUUGCGCAAUCCGGUUGCCGCAAAAAGCCGGCUCCAGACACAAUGCGAUCAUUUGCCAAAAAUAUAGAAAUAAAAUAUAUAUACAUAUGUAAUAUUACACAUUUCAUAUCAUAGAAUUAAGUCUAGACCCAGUGUGGUCGUUCAUUAGUGUACCCACCUGUUAUGUGAUGAAUUUUGCUGUAUUAAUUCUAUGCAAUUUAGUAUAUCGUGUGUGUGUAACGUCGUCAACGAACGUUAUCCAGUCGAGAGCAUUAGUGCCAUAGCAGCGUUCUCCAGCAGCGAAGUAAUUAUAGCGGCGAUAAAUAAGCCCUUCUCCUUUCGUUCGUUUGCGGUGCCAGAGAUUGGUGUCCGAUCAGAGUGUCUGAACUAGUCGAAUCCGUUUCGCCAUCGUGAACGCAAUCUGCCGUCAUGAAGAAAGCUUUCAAUUUUCCACGUCGCGAUUUAUCGUCGCGAUCAGACAUUAUCUCGAAUGACGAUAUUAAAUUUUUUUGUCCCUCUUCGAAGGAUUCGGGCGGUAAGAUUAUGCGGAUUACGCGAGUGGCGGCGGUUAUGAUAAAGAUUUCGUAUAGGUGUAAUAAUGUGUCGCGCCGCGCAACAAGAUCGACCGUCGCGUUAGCCGAGGAAUCUGCUCGAGUCGAUGUAAUUGUAAUUAAUUUACGAGCGGCUCGGACACACACGCGCGUCCUAGUCAUACGAUAGAUCGCCCGUGGACGAGAAUAGGGAUCCCGAUCUAGCGUUAAGCACGCGUUGAUCACACAUUGUAAAUAGCAUUCCCACUUUUACAUAUUAGACACUUUAGUGUCUCGCGCGUGCGAGAAAGAAAGAGACAGAGGCGUUUUGGUACACUCGUUUUUAGAUAGCGAUUUAUUACGACCGUUGUAUGUAUUAUACGUGCUAUUUGUACACACACCGGAGUGCCUAUACGCGAAACAUUUACCCGCAUCUUUUUUACGAAUUGUAAAAGUCUUGUCUAUUAUGUAACGAAAGAAUAAAAACACGAAGUGAUA
Messenger RNA from Pogonomyrmex barbatus (red harvester ant), 4121 nucleotides. RefSeq lists its product as uncharacterized. NCBI's taxonomy places the organism in Eukaryota, Metazoa, Arthropoda, Insecta, Hymenoptera, Formicidae. The record is from RefSeq and is a predicted model, not a curated record. Gene Ontology annotation, molecular function: DNA-binding transcription factor activity, RNA polymerase II-specific; RNA polymerase II cis-regulatory region sequence-specific DNA binding. Gene Ontology annotation, biological process: regulation of DNA-templated transcription.